AUGCCCAAGGCCGCCGCCAAAAGCAAGACCACCGGCAAGGUCGAGAAACGCCGCGCGAAGAAGGACCCCAACGCCCCGAAGCGUGGCCUCUCUGCCUACAUGUUCUUUGCCAAUGAGCAGCGUGAGAAUGUCCGUGAAGAGAACCCAGGCGUUUCUUUCGGUCAGGUUGGCAAGAUCCUUGGAGAAAGGUGGAAGGCUCUCAGCGACAAGCAGCGUGCCCCCUACGAGGCCAAGGCUGCUGCCGACAAGAAGCGUUAUGAGGACGAGAAGCAGGCGUACAACGCCGAGGCCGACGAGGAGGAGUCUUCCUGA
Messenger RNA from Neurospora hispaniola, 312 nucleotides. RefSeq names its product Non-histone chromosomal protein 6. The coding region runs from base 1 to 312 and encodes 103 amino acids. The transcript has 3 exons. Lineage: Eukaryota; Fungi; Ascomycota; Sordariomycetes; Sordariales; Sordariaceae. The record is from RefSeq and is a predicted model, not a curated record. Gene Ontology annotation, molecular function: DNA binding, bending.